Branchiostoma belcheri (Belcher's lancelet) is the source of this 1648-nucleotide messenger RNA. Its product is annotated as nocturnin-like. Gene Ontology annotation, biological process: circadian rhythm. The record is from RefSeq and is a predicted model, not a curated record. Lineage: Eukaryota; Metazoa; Chordata; Leptocardii; Amphioxiformes; Branchiostomatidae. Gene Ontology annotation, molecular function: poly(A)-specific ribonuclease activity. The transcript is spliced from 3 exons. Bases 293 to 1360 code for a protein of 355 amino acids.
AUUCUGGACAAUUUUAGGUUAUGGUGACGUAAAAACUCAAGUGGCGAGAGGACAAGAAUCCUCGCUUAUCUGUCGUGACGUCAUGGUUACGUCAUCAGACAGGAAAUCCCCACAUUUUCGCGCCAACCCAAUGAGUUGCCCCGUAACGUGACGCUUAAUCAUUCCUUAACCGCGUUGUUUUAUGUAUAUAUAUGUUCGUGACUGCUAUAUUUAGUAUACUAGCUACUCACUGCUUCACAUACAGCACGUACAAUCACGGCCGCCAAGGACCAGAAACUUGCUGGCAAAUUCUAUGGAGAUCUUGAAUCAAACGCAUCAACCGUUGCUUCCGCACCUUCUCACCACCCCAAGACAUCCUGUUGUCAUGGCAACAUCAUCUCUAUCAUCCAAGGACAAGCUCCUUGGUUCAUGUAAGCAGGCGCUGAAGGACCAGCCACCUUUACUGAAGAGGCCGUUAGUUUCAGUGGCUGGAGCAGAGGGAGGAGGGAGACAGGGAAAUGUUUUUCGAGUGAUGCAAUGGAACAUCCUGGCACAAGCACUUAGCCAAGCAGACGACAGUUUCGUCCGUUGCCCACCGGCAGCGCUCAACUGGGAUGUGAGGAAGUUCAGAAUCCUGGAAGAGAUCCUCGCCUAUGGCGCAGACGUCCUGUGUUUCCAAGAGGUCGACCACUACCACGACUUCCUGGAACCUGCCCUGAAGAGUUUAGGUUACCACGGACUGUUCUACCCCAAACCUGACUCUCCUACACUCUACUGCCCCAAUAACAACGGCCCAGAUGGCUGUGCUCUCUUUUUCAGGAAGGAAAAAUUCUUGUUAGUCGAUGCAGAUGGAAUUGUUUUAUCUUCCCGUGGUUGUGAAACAAACCAAGUGGCUUUGUUUGCCAAGCUGCAGUUCUCAGAUCCAUCCACAGGGGGCGCUAAGCCCUUUGUUAUUGGAGUGACCCACCUCAAGGCAAGGAAGGGGUGGGAAAGGCUUCGAUCCGAACAGGGUAAAGAUUUACUGAAACAGACACAGAAGUUUUCUGGGAAGGGUACGCCCGUCGUUCUGUGUGGUGACUUCAACGCACAACCAGCAGAAGACGUGUACAGUGUGUUGAGCAAGAGUAAGAUGAAGUUAAACAGUGCGUACAAGAGUCUGAGCGCGGACGGAACGUCAGAACCGGAGUACACGACGUGGACGGUCAGGACGGACGGGGAGUGGCGCCAAACGUUAGACUACAUCUGGUUCUCCCAGGACAAGUUUCAGGUGGAAACGUUAGUGGACAUCCCGACAGAAGAGUUGGUCGGAGAGACACGGUUUCCUUCUCAUACUUAUCCAUCUGAUCACCUGUCCCUGGUGUGUGACUUCAAGCAGGUUUAGGAACACGUCUUUUCAAUGUGAUGUUCACCAAAGUAGUGUAACAAGCAAUAAGAUAAAGCUGUAAACCUCUUAACUUAUUCAAAGUCUCGAUUUUAUGGUAGGUUUAUUUAUUUACUGAAAGUAUCAAUCUUUUAUGAUUUUAGCUCUGGAGUGAAGUGUGAAAUCAUGUACAUGUACCAGUAUUUAAUUUAAGAGAUGUUAAACCUAAAAAUAUUAAGAUAGAAAGCAGGAGGAUUCUAUAAUUUGUUUACUUUGUAGACACGAACUUUAUAAUGUCAAGAACAGUUA